Sphaeroforma arctica JP610 is the source of this 270-nucleotide messenger RNA. RefSeq lists its product as hypothetical. The transcript has a single exon. The record is from RefSeq and is a predicted model, not a curated record. Lineage: Eukaryota; Ichthyosporea; Ichthyophonida. The coding region runs from base 1 to 270 and encodes 89 amino acids.
AUGUCACCGAUCCACCGUCCUCGAAGAAGCGAGCAGCACCUCUCGGCAUCGCAAAUCCAGAAACUGCGGAACAGUGAAAAACGCGUAGACCGCAACGAGGUCCUGGCGGCACAAGAGGUAUCGGACGAUUGUCGACGACAAGAUCAAGGAACUGGCUCGAGAUGUGGAGGAAACAAAAAUGGACCUCGAGUACGCGGUGGACGUGCUAGACGAUUACAGGGGCAAGGCAAAAAUCAAGGAUCUUGGAAUCGAAAACUGCGCCAGCUAUAA